GCUUCACAUCAUAUAUUGCAAACUACGUAUCGUAAUACCUCAUUAGAGACAGUGGUUAUCUUUUCUAUCGUUCCCCACCUAGUUUCCUUCCGUUCAUCUUAUUUCCCAAGCUAAUGGGAAGCCACAUCGUCCAUGUCGAUACACUUGCAACCCUUAGCGAUAAAACCGCCAGGAGUCUUUCGUGGUCCUAGCGCCUCUCUACCCAAGAAAACGAAAACAUCAAGUGCUUGUAUAUCCUGCAAAAACUCGAAAGUAAAGUGUAGUGGGCAGCAACCUUGCGCAACCUGCGUCAAGAAAAACCUCGAGUGCGUUGUGGAUCCAGAGAGUGACGGGCGUAGGAGGAUACAAAUCAACCGUAAACUGGAUAGCCUUGAGGGAGACCAUGAACUCUUUGUUCGACUUCUUCGAACUCUGCGCCAUCAGAAUCAAAAUGUGGAGAAGCUGCUCAACUACAUUCGCGAGGGAAAGCCUUCUUUACCGGAAAUCAAACAAUUCAUGGACCGUGAAUUGCCACCACGAGAAGUGAUAGAGACUCCAGAACUGAUCCACAUCGACGAAGAAGUCAGCUGCGGGCCCCAAGGGCCCAUCCCUAGAUCGGCAUAUCGAGCUCUGGACAUUUCUCGGCUUUGUGAUAUACCACCAUUCACCGGCCCAGCUCAUCCAUGGACCACAGUCACCGAUGAUAAUGAUUUUGUGUCUCACUUGAUCUCGCUUUAUUUCACCUGGCCUCAUCUCUUCUUUAACUGGAUUGAUCGAGAUCUCUUCCUGAAAGAUUUCCGUUCAGGAGAUCUGAACUCUACUUUUUGUUCUCCAUUUCUUGUUAACGCAAUGCUUGCGGAAGCCUGUUACUAUUCGGAUUAUCCCGAAUCCUGCGCAGUUCUAGGGGAUAUCGCAACUAAAGGCGAACACUUCUGGAGGGAAGCAAUGAAGCUCCUCGAUGCCGAGGAGGGCCAAAUUAGUCUCACCACUGUUCAGGGUAUCGGGGUGAUGUACUCAUGUGCGUCAGCCAUGGGCAAAGACCGUCUGGGGUGGAUCUACCUUGUCCGAGCAACGAAGGCGGUCCCAGUGCUGCGUUCUAAUCGACACGAGUUAUUAGGCAAUGUCGACCUUCCGGAGCCGGUUAUUACGCGACUGCUCGAUCGCUUAGAGCUUGGGCUUUUUAGUUCAACGGUGCUUAGUUGUCUCUGCCAUCAAAGAAGGCCGCCAAUGGACAAGCCCACUCAUAUACGACUACCUGUCCAUCAAGGCGGUGGAAAAGAGUGGUUUCCAUAUCCUCGUCAGGUAGAUCCCGUUCCAGCAGCACACACAAACUGUGUCAUAAAUCAGAGGGCGGCUUUAGGGGAGAUCGCUUGGGACCUUAGCUAUGGCCUUUUCGGAGACGACGCCAGAUCGCCGCGUGCCGAUAUGAAAGAACUGGCGACUCUAUGCUACGGUCGCCUUCUGCAGUGGAAUAAUGAUCUGCCCGAAUGCAUGCGUUGCACCGAUGACUCUGUUCCCGAAGUACUAAGUGUACAUAUGUGCUAUCAUACCUUAAUCAUGUCGACUUUUUCCUUUUUCAAGACUCCAGUUCCAGACGCUGACCAAACGGCCUUUGAGUUUGUAUCGCGAGCCCAACAGACUUGCAUUUCGUCCGCACGCAUCGUUAGCGAUCUCGUAGAUAUUCACAUGACUCGAUGGGGCACUGAGCGAGAGACAGUUCCUGAUAUUCACUGGAUCUACACAGCACUCUUCAUACUCAUCGAUGACCUGAACGAAGAGAAAAGCCACAACGCUUUCUUGCAUCUAGCGAAAGCGGCUUUGUCCUUUGGUAGGCGAUGGCUGCUCACCAAGGGGAUGUUCCGCCUAGUGCAAAUCGCUACAAAUCAGGCCAAUGGGUUCCUGCCUCCGGAUAUCAUUGGUCUUUUCAAAGAGUUCGAACGGCGCUUAUGGAGACCUGAGGAUCGUCGGCACUUCAGCAGAGCUUACCCCAAUGUAGCCGCCAAGCUUCGGCAGCAAGAUGAUAGAUUGAUUUGA
Molecule: messenger RNA, 2013 nt
Organism: Aspergillus alliaceus
Lineage: Eukaryota; Fungi; Ascomycota; Eurotiomycetes; Eurotiales; Aspergillaceae
Product: Zn(II)2Cys6 transcription factor
Exons: 6
Coding region: 133-2013 (626 amino acids)
Biological process (GO): DNA-templated transcription; regulation of DNA-templated transcription
Molecular function (GO): zinc ion binding; DNA binding; DNA-binding transcription factor activity, RNA polymerase II-specific
Source: RefSeq, a predicted model, not a curated record